Molecule: messenger RNA, 1674 nt
Organism: Penicillium roqueforti
Lineage: Eukaryota; Fungi; Ascomycota; Eurotiomycetes; Eurotiales; Aspergillaceae
Product: MFS transporter
Exons: 3
Coding region: 1-1674 (557 amino acids)
Biological process (GO): transmembrane transport; intracellular polyamine homeostasis
Molecular function (GO): polyamine transmembrane transporter activity
Source: RefSeq, a predicted model, not a curated record
AUGAACAAGCAAUCUGAGCCAGACGGUAUCGUCGCAUCCCCGGACAGUGGAGAACAUCCGACAAUCAUAGCGGACAAAAAGUCCGAGGUUGAUAAUGACAUUCACUCCCUUUCGGGUGUCUCCAGCAAUACCGCCGAGGAAGAAAAUGACGACCUGGAGAAUCCUCCACGCCUAGAACGUCAAUUGACGGAGCUUGGUCCUCCCAUCGAGGUCGCCCGAUCCAAGCGCAGAGGCUUGUUUGGCCAGUUAGCAUUGGUGGCAGAGGUUGAGAAUCCGAAGACAUACCCUCGCCGAAUGAAAUGGUUCAUCACAUUUGUCGUCGCUCUUGCUGGAGCCACAGCACCAAUGGGUAGCGCGAUAUUCCUCCCUUCACUAUCACAAGUAACCGAUGACUUGAAUACGACAACCACUAUCACUAAUCUGUCGAUCGCGUUGUAUAUGCUGGCCAUGUCGAUAUUCCCAUUGUGGUGGUCAUCAUUUAGCGAGCGACUUGGGCGACGGACCGUCUACCUGGCUUCUUUUGCUCUCUUUGUGGUCUUUAAUUGCCUCUGCGCCAUCUCGGAUUCUAUCGCGAUGCUUGUGGUAAUGCGAAUGUUGAGUGGUGGUGCCUCUGCUUCUGUCCAGGCGGUUGGUGCUGGCACCAUCGCAGAUCUCUGGGAACCCAGGGAGCGAGGACGGGCCAUGGGUAUCUUCUAUUUGGGUCCAUUGUGUGGACCCUUGUUUGCACCCAUCAUCGGCGGUCUCCUAGCCCAGCGUUGGGGAUGGCGGAGCACGUUAUGGUUCCUUUCAGCAUUUGGUGCUAUCACUCUCAUCUUUAUCUUGUUCGCCCUUCCCGAGACGUUGGCCGUGCACAAGCCUGUGCUGGCUGAACUUGAAGAGGAAGAUCUACAUAUCGACCGCCCGCUGAGUCGAGUCUCGUCGCAACAGAUUGUUCGGGCAACCGCAAGGUAUCUCAAGACUUUGAAGAUGGUCUUCAUUGACCCGCUCAAAAUCAUUCUCUACCUCCGAUUCCUCCCCGUCCUGCUCAGUGUGUACUAUGCUAGCAUCGCCUUCGGUUCCCUCUAUGUGCUCAAUAUCAGCGUUGAGCAUACCUUCAAAGAGGAGCCAUACAACUUCUCUACCAUCAUCGUUGGUUUGCUAUACAUUCCAAACUCGCUGGGCUACAUGGUGAGCAGUAUAUUUGGAGGCAAAUGGAUGGACAGCAUCAUGCACCGGGAGGCGAGGAAGGCAAACCGAUACGACGAGAAAGGUAGACUAGUACUACGACCGGAAGACCGAAUGCGUGAGAACGCAUGGCUUGGCGCCUUCAUGUACCCGGCAGCCCUGAUCUGGUAUGGUUGGGCCGCGGAGAGGGGAGUCUUCUGGCUUGUCCCGAUGAUUGCCAACUUCUUCUUUGGUAUGGGUUCCAUGCUCAUUUUCAGCAUGGUAACCACCAUGCUCACCGAAUUCAUGCCGAAAAAAUCCUCGGAAGGUGUAGCCCUCAACAACUUCAUGCGAAACAUCUUCUCCUGCGUUGGUUCUGUCGUCACGGCCCCGAUCAUCGGUGCUAUCGGCAAUGGCUGGAUCUUCACCAUCCUCGGCCUCGUCGGUUUCGCAAGCAGCUCUGUCAUCUUCCUGAUGAGAAUCAACGGCCCUAAGUGGAGAAAGACUUUGGAUGAACACAUGCGGAAAUGA